This is a messenger RNA of Alnus glutinosa, 1046 nucleotides long. RefSeq lists its product as uncharacterized. The record is from RefSeq and is a predicted model, not a curated record. Lineage: Eukaryota; Viridiplantae; Streptophyta; Magnoliopsida; Fagales; Betulaceae. The transcript is spliced from 5 exons. Bases 282 to 680 code for a protein of 132 amino acids.
CAGCCCACGCCCACGCCCACGCCCACGCCCACGCCCAAAGCUCCUCCACGAUCGAUCGACUGGGUAACGAACCGCCACGUCACGGUUCCACUACCACCACAGCGACGGCGCAAGAGCGGAAACAGGGAAGAGAACCACCAACAGAGGAGGAAGAAAGAAUUUGGUGGAUUAUGGUGGGGGGCUUCACUAAUUUUUUCGUGCAAGCGGUGGAUUUUAUAUGAGUUAUUUUUUGGUGUAAAAUCUGGCAGAGUUUUGAUAGUCAAAAGAGUUUGAUUACUGGAAUGGACGAGGUAGAACAAGUUCUAGGGAGAAAUAGGCUUGAAGAUGUGAGUUGGCUUUGUUCCCUUUCGGAGUCGGAGCUUGAUAUGCUGAUAAGCUUAAAGAUGCUGCUCCUCCAACGUGCAAAAAUAAUUGGCCAUGACAAUCUAGCUGAAAAUUUUGAUCUGAAGAUGCUUCGAGCUCUUGGGUUCAUUUUAAUGGAAUAUCUCAAAGAAAAGGUCAAGGAUUUAUCACUUGUUCCUGACGGGUGUGCUGUAUUUAUGGAUUGUUGCAAUUUAUUGAAAUGUAAUGUUGAGGAAAUUAUGAGUAUCGAGGAAUUAAAGGCAUGUAUUGGUCCUAACUCCAAAAAGAGGCUGGCGAAAGGACAGCACAAAGGUUUGGCUCCUAAUCAGAGAAGCUGAUCAAGUAAAGGCUCAAAGCUAGGAGUGUACACUAAGGAGAUGAAUUACAAUUCUCAACAUAACCAGGAGGCAUUUUGAAGGAAAAAAUUAAGCUUCCCUUAAUCUAUAAAACCGUGCGAAGCCACAAAAAAAUUCGUUUGAACAAACUGGUUAGCAUAUCUACACAAGUCCACUCUUUGAGUGACGAAGAUGAAUCCUUGUUGGUCGUGUAAAUUACGGGAAAAAUCUUUGCUUGUACUACAUGCAUGUAUGACUCACCCCAGUGAAGUCAAUAGUAUUAUGACGUGAAAUUAGAAUAAUCUUCUUAAAUGGUGCUACCAUAUCUUUUUGAGGUUAUAUAACAGAUUUUCCUAUAUCAUUAGAAAA